AUGGCGGACGAGGAUAAUAAUUGUGAUGACGGUGGUGGUGAGAUGAAGAUCAAUCAGGCAUUCCGCCUAAGGGGCCGUAAAGGUGCUUUGAAAAAGAAGAAUGUUUACCUGGUGAAAGAUCAUAAGUUUAUGCCGAGGUUCUUCAAGCAGCCUACGUUCUGCAGCCACUGCAAGGACUUUAUAUGGUUUUAA
Molecule: messenger RNA, 192 nt
Organism: Chilo suppressalis (striped riceborer)
Lineage: Eukaryota; Metazoa; Arthropoda; Insecta; Lepidoptera; Crambidae
Source: the annotation of a GenBank genome assembly